AUGUUCCCCACCUGUCCAAAAUUCCCUGUACGGCCAGCCGUCCUCCUCGCCGCCCUCACCCUCCUAAGCAUCACUACCGUACUGUACUUUCAACGGGCCACUCUCAGCCCGCACAUCUCCGCCCACCUCUCGCGUCUCUCCGAACUCACGCAGGACUUACGCCUCUCCUUGUCCUCUCACUGGUCGUCUGUGGUGGAUGAGCAGCGACAAUGUCCGUUCGACCCUUUCCACGCUCCAGGAAUGAUUUACUGGGGAAAUGCGGCUAACCAAACCCGAUGGGUACCGUUUCCCCGCGAUCUGGAAACCUAUAGCGACAGUGAGAAGAUGGCGAAGAUCACCGAGCUAGAACGAGACUGGGAGGGACUCACAGAGCCGGAGAUGAUGGAACUGGGUGCUGCAGACAGGUUCAUGUGGGAGAUGGUGGAAGGAGGAGGAGAGUGGGCAAGAGGAAGAAAUAUCCUCAUCCUUGGCGAUAGGAACAAUAUCGUCAAUUUUUGCAAGAUUAUGAAGGGCACGAUUAAGAACUGGGGCGGGCAUACGGGCGGCUGGUGUAGAGUGGAAAGCAUUGACCUAACUAUCGUGUGGUGGUUCCUCUUCGGCAUUGUCGACUCCGAGUAUCCGUGGUACGUCGAUAACGAGAAAGAACCGAAGACGUUCGACCACCGGAUUGAUGAAAUCUUUCUCCCACGGAUGGAGAAGGAAGGAUUGAGGGAGUUUACGCCGGAUCUUGGUAUCGUCAAUAGCUUGUACUGGGACUCGGACCAUCUCUUCGAUCAGUAUGAUCGCCAAUUCAACCUUACGCGUAAGCAAGAUCAAGGCUUGACCUACCAAGAAGUCCGCUACCACCAAACACACAGCGCCGCGCUCGUACGCCGCUUGCGGGCCCUCUAUGGCACCUUCCUCCCGCUCAUGUACCGCGCACGACAUAUCCGAGCUUCUAACUACCGCGGUCUGAUGCUCAGGAUCACGCAACUCGACCAGGGCUGGCGGGCGGUCAGCGAAACGAUGGGCCUGAAAGUGUUGGAGUGGGGUGAAAGGCUGGAGGGCUACACUGACUUCUACGACACGAGACAACAUUUCCCUCCUGGGCCGGUGACGUGGUUUUUUGGCGACAUGAUGCUCUUCUACUUGAAACAAGCGAUGGAUCCCGAGCGAUGGUGGGCGUGCUUAUGGCAGUGA
Dacryopinax primogenitus is the source of this 1179-nucleotide messenger RNA. RefSeq lists its product as uncharacterized. The coding region runs from base 1 to 1179 and encodes 392 amino acids. The transcript is spliced from 7 exons. The record is from RefSeq and is a predicted model, not a curated record. Lineage: Eukaryota; Fungi; Basidiomycota; Dacrymycetes; Dacrymycetales; Dacrymycetaceae.